This is a messenger RNA of Trichogramma pretiosum, 4227 nucleotides long. Its product is annotated as RNA polymerase-associated protein CTR9 homolog. Gene Ontology annotation, molecular function: RNA polymerase II complex binding. The transcript is spliced from 2 exons. Gene Ontology annotation, biological process: regulation of DNA-templated transcription. The record is from RefSeq and is a predicted model, not a curated record. Lineage: Eukaryota; Metazoa; Arthropoda; Insecta; Hymenoptera; Trichogrammatidae. Bases 291 to 3863 code for a protein of 1190 amino acids. Gene Ontology annotation, cellular component: Cdc73/Paf1 complex.
CGUUACGAUCGGAUGUUGUGUCGUCUCUCAGUGAAAAGUUACUUAGUUCGCCAGUCGCAGCUCACAGAACGCAACCAUCGCAGCAGAAGAGACCCACGUGGCACGUGCAGCAUUGCAUCAUUGCGGUGAGACGGCUAAACAACGAGACCACAGAUUGUUGUAUGUUGAUAGUGAUUCGUGAAGUGACAUUAAGCGUGCAGUGAUCGAUUGAUAAAACAAUCAUACAUCGAUAAGUUAUUUUCGUCGACAACAAAACCGUGUGCGACGUCGACAAAAAUUAAGUUUGAAAUAUGUCGAGGUACAUCGAAAUUCCCUUAAGGGAUACAAAUGAGGUCAUUGAACUAGAUUUGAAUAAUUUACCAGAAGGAGAUGAAACACUUUGCAUUCUACAACAAGAAAAUGCACAACUUAAUCUGUGGAUCACUUUGGCUUUGGAGUACUAUAGAUACAGAAAAUAUGAUGACUUUGUUAAAAUUCUAGAAACAGCUAGAACCAGUGCUAAUCAUGAAUAUGCUGAUAUUGAAAAAGACCAAAUGCAAGCUUAUGACAUGCUUGCUGCUUUUUAUGUGCAGGAAGGAAAAAAGAAAAAGGAUAAAGAAAAAAAGAAAGAAAGUUAUCAAAAAGCAGCCUUGCUUUACACUACAGCAGAUAAGAUAAUUAUGUAUGACCAAAAUCAUUUGCUUGGAAGAGCUUAUUUUUGCCUAGUGGAAGGAGGCAAAAUGGAUCAGGCAGACGCUCAAUUUAAUUUUGUCCUUAAUCAAUCACCAAAUAAUAUUCCAUCUCUCCUUGGAAAAGCAUGCAUUGCUUUUAAUAAAAAGGAUUAUAAAGGAGCCUUAACAUUUUACAAAAAAGUUCUUCGAACCAAUCCAAAUUGCCCUGCAGCUGUUAGAAUUGGUAUGGGUCAUUGUUUUAUGAAACUGAACAAUCUAGAAAAAGCGCGUGCAGCAUACCAAAGAGCAAGAGAUUUAGAUCCCAGAUCUGUGGAAGCAUUAGUUGGUCUUGCCAUUCUUGACUUGAACGAUCAAAAUCCAGGAAAUGAUGAAAACAUUAAAAAGGGAGUAACAAAAUUAUCAGAAGCCUACAGAUUUGAUUCUACAAAUCCAAUGGUUUUAAAUCACUUGGCAAAUCAUUUUUUCUUCAAAAAGGAUUUUGAUAAAGUCCAGCAAUUAGCACUUCAUGCAUAUCAUAAUACUGAAUCUGAUCCGAUGCGCGCAGAGAGUUGUUAUCAAUUAGCUAGAUCAUUUCAUGCUCAGGGUGAUUAUGAUCAAGCAUUCCAAUACUACUAUCAAUCAACACAGAAUGCUUUACCCUCUUUUGUGCUUCCUCAUUAUGGAUUGGGACAAAUGUAUAUAUAUCGAGGAGACAAUGAAAAUGCAACGCUAUGUUUUGAAAAAGUACUCAAAGCCAAUGCUGACAAUUAUGAAACUAUGAAAAUAUUAGGCUCGUUGUAUGCUAACUCAUCGGAUCAAACAAAACGUGAUACAGCCAAAACUUAUUUACAAAAAGUGACCAAGCAUUACCCAGAUGACGUAGAAGCAUGGAUUGAAUUAGCUCAAAUUUUAGAGCAAACUGAUUUGAAAAGUUCUUUAAGUGCUUACGAAACUGUUAUAAAAAUUUUAAAAGAGAAUGUAAAUGAAAAAGACAUUCCUCCAGAAAUAAUGAAUAAUGUUGGUGCAUUACUCUAUAGAUUGCAGCGACUUGAUGAAUCCCGUAAACAUUUUGAAGAAGCUCUCACUCAGUUGAAAGAUUAUACUCAGCAAGAUGAGAGCUAUUAUAAAUCGAUUGCCAUUACAACAACAUAUAAUUUGGCUCGAGUUUAUGAAGCUCAAUACAUCUAUGACAAGGCUGAAAAAUUAUACAAAGAUGUUUUGAAAGAACAUCCAAAUUACAUUGAUUGUUACCUAAGAUUAGGAUGUAUGGCUCGAAAUAAGGGACAAAUUUAUGAAGCUUCAGAUUGGUUCAAAGAAGCUCUGAGAGUUGACAAUGAACAUCCAGAUGCUUGGUCAUUGCUUGGAAAUCUUCACUUGGCAAAGCAGGAAUGGGGCCCUGCUCAGAAGAAAUUCGAAAGAAUCCUAAAAAAUCCUAACACAACAAAUGACACCUACUCAUUGAUUGCUCUUGGCAAUAUUUGGCUUCAAACUUUACAUCAAGGCGGUAAAGAGAAAGAGACACAAAAACGUCAUCAAGAUCGAGCCCUGGAAUUAUUUAAAAAAGUCUUGAAACUCGACGAAACUAAUAUAUGGGCGGCAAAUGGCAUUGGCUGCGUUUUGGCUCAUAAAGGAUACAUAAAUGAAUCAAGAGAUAUAUUCGCUCAGGUCCGCGAAGCGACUGCAGAUUUUCCAGAUGUAUGGUUGAAUAUUGCUCAUAUUUAUGUUGAGCAAAAGCAGUACGUCAGUGCAGUACAAAUGUACGAAAACUGUUUGCGAAAGUUCUACAAAUUUCAUCAUGUAGAAAUUCUAGUUUAUUUAGCAAGAGCUCAUUUAAAGGCUGGAAAACUUCGAGAAGCUAAAAUGACUUUGCUGAAGGCUCGACGCAUCGCUCCUCAAGAUAUGUUGCUCUUGUAUAACAUUGCAUAUGUUUUACAAUUGUUAGCAACACAAAUCUUAAAAGAUCCAAAAACUAAGUUGGAAACUGUACAGCAAGCAGUGCGGGAACUUGAAUUAUCGCAUAGAUAUUUCAAAUAUCUACAUGAGACCGGUGAGCGCGUUAAACAUAUAGCUGAAAUCGAGGCAAGAAAAUGUCAAGAUUUAUUGUCUCAAGCUCAAUAUCACGUUAAGAGAGCUAUUAAACAAUAUGAAGAAGAUGAGUUGCUCCGUAAGAAGCAACAAGAGGAGAGAUUGGCAUUGAAACUACGCCAAACGGAAGAACAAAAGAAAUUGGAAGAGAUUCGUCGUCAGAAAGAGGAAGAACUACUUCAAAAGAGACAACAAUUUGUUGAGAAAACGAAGAAUGUUCUUAGCGAUCUGAGUGAAAUGCCCAAAGAGAAAGAAAAGCAGAACAAAAGGAAAAAGGGACAGUCCGAGGAGCAAAUCAGUGGAAGCGAUUCUGAUAACGAGGGCGACAAAGAAGAACGACGAAAGGCCAAAAAAUCAAAGAAACAAGUCGAUAAGGAAAGAAAAUCUCGCGGAAGAACGAAAAAGAGCAAGGACAACGAUUCAGACGAUGAUAAGCCGAAGCGCAAGCGUGGAACAAAGGGUUCAAACAAAAAGAAAGAGACUUCCAAGAAAGCAUCCCGUCAAGAACUCUCAGUGCCAAAAUCUCGAAUUAUUUCGAAGGAAACAAUCUCAACGUCCGAGUCGGAGAGCGACCACGAGCGAUCGCAGCUUAGGAGCGAUAACUCCGGUGACGAUAGCAACACCGAUAAAGGUCGCAACAAACGUCGUCGCAUUGACUCGGACGAUGAAGGUUCAAAAUCCAGGUCCGUGUCACGAUCUCGUUCGAGGUCCGGUUCACGUUCAGGCUCAGGUUCUCGUUCAAGAGCGGGCUCUCGAAGGUCCAAGUCAGGAUCGAGAUCGGUCUCAAGGUCAAGGUCAAGAUCGGUUUCACGAUCAAAAUCAAGAUCGGUCUCAAGAUCAAGGUCGAGAUCGGUUUCACGAUCAAAAUCAAGAUCGGUCUCAAGAUCGAGAUCGAGGUCCCAAUCUGGAUCAAGAUCGAGAUCAGUCUCUAGGUCAAAGUCCCGUUCGGGAUCGAGAUCAGUCUCAAGAUCGAGAUCCCGUUCUGUAUCAAGAUCACGCUCAAAAUCUCGCUCAAUAUCAGGCCCCCCAAGAAGUCCUACCGACGGCACGCCUCCAUCGAAAUCAGUAUGCUCUCCUCGUUCCCGCUCCAACAGUGGUUCUCGACGCAGCCGAUCAGGAUCCAAGUAAAGCUGUUCAAUAUAUCUCUGUGUUACCCCCGUUCAUUACUAAAGGACUUCGAGGAAAAAAUCAUGUCUACAUUCAGAUCAGAUUCAAGAAGUUCUUAGCCUUAUUUGUAGUCUAGUAAAAGAAACUUCAGUUAACCGUUUACUUUAUAUCGUCAUAACUAAUAAUCAUAUGCAAAAACUAUAUUUGAUGUAUAGUUGUACGACAAUACCAUGUUACUAUUAAUUACCAAAGCUUUAGUUAAACAGAUGUAACUAUAUUAAGACUGUUACUAGUAACUGUUCCGAUGUGAGUGAUUGUACUUGAACCACAUGUUUGUAAAUAAAUAAAUGUUAUUUUUUAAAUAAAAAAAUAUUCAAAUAAAAAA